AUAGGAAGGUUACGUCACAGGACUUCCUGGUUUUUGACGUCGGCGCUUGAACUUUGACCCUCGCGCCACUUCCUCCCUUCUCUUCCGGUGUCGGGGCUGAGAGUAGACAUAAAAGAUGGUCCAGCGUCUGACAUAUCGUCGUAGGCUGUCCUACAACACAGCCUCUAACAAGACCAGGCUAUCCAGAACACCAGGUAACAGGAUUGUGUACCUCUACACCAAAAAAGUAGGCAAGGCACCGAAGUCUGCAUGUGGUGUGUGCCCAGGAAGACUUCGUGGGAUACGUGCUGUUCGUCCUAAAGUUCUUAUGAGGCUGUCCAAGACAAAGAAACAUGUGAGCAGAGCCUACGGCGGUUCCAUGUGUGCUAAGUGUGUACGUGACAGAAUCAAACGAGCAUUCCUUAUUGAGGAACAGAAGAUUGUUGUCAAAGUGUUGAAGGCACAAGCACAGAGUCAGAAAUCAAAGUGAUUGUUUUGUGUUUUUUGCCUAAUAAAUGACGAAUUAU
This is a messenger RNA of Pogona vitticeps (central bearded dragon), 506 nucleotides long. It is a transcript of the gene RPL34, whose product is annotated as ribosomal protein L34. Gene Ontology annotation, cellular component: ribosome. Gene Ontology annotation, biological process: translation. NCBI's taxonomy places the organism in Eukaryota, Metazoa, Chordata, Lepidosauria, Squamata, Agamidae. Gene Ontology annotation, molecular function: structural constituent of ribosome. The record is from RefSeq and is a predicted model, not a curated record.